This is a messenger RNA of Sebastes umbrosus (honeycomb rockfish), 4038 nucleotides long. It is a transcript of the gene ttc39a, whose product is annotated as tetratricopeptide repeat domain 39A. The transcript is spliced from 21 exons. The record is from RefSeq and is a predicted model, not a curated record. Gene Ontology annotation, molecular function: protein binding. Bases 183 to 2057 code for a protein of 624 amino acids. NCBI's taxonomy places the organism in Eukaryota, Metazoa, Chordata, Actinopteri, Perciformes, Sebastidae.
AUGGCGAUGACAGCAAACACACCUUCUCACGUCAGGAAGGAGGAAGACGCACCGCAGCUGUUAAUGUUAGUGCGUUAAUUCCGGUACAUUUGUGUCAGUGUUGAACUCCGUCUGUCUGUCCGUCCAUGCUCGGUGUGUAAACCGGGAUAUUCUGCCGUUUCACCGACUCUCAGAGCUGUGGGAUGAGUUUUAUAACCAACUGGAGAAGCAGUGUGAAGAAAAAUGACAGCAAAAAGGACGCCGUGCGGGGACAAGACAGUCCUGACGGCCGGGACUCCCCGAGCGGGUUGUCAGUCAUAAACAGUCCAGAAAUGGAUCCCAUCAUCACAGACUUCAGGUUACAGCUACCGGACAACAAAGAUGAGCAGCAAUCAACAAAUCCAUCAAAUGGGUGCUCGCGGUCAGACCUGACGCUGGCUCUGGAGGACUGCAUGGUAGCCCUGGAUCUGUUUCUCAGAAACGACUUUGAGGAAGCGCAAACCCGGCUUAGAUGCAGAAGCAAAGACAGCAUGUACCACGCCCUGAACUAUGCCACCAUACUGGAGAUGCAGGCCAUGAUGACCUUUGACCCCCAACACAUCCUGACUGCAGGAAACACCAUGAAGGAGGCCCAGGCCAUCUGUCAGCGGCACCGCAAGAAGUCGAGCUUCUCCAAAAACUUCACAGAAGAGGAGCUCCACGCCGAGGUGUGCUACGCCGAGUGUCUCCUGCAGAGGGCAGCACUCACCUUCCUUCAGGAUGAAAACAUGAUCAGUUUCAUCAAAGGGGGAAUCAAAGUGAGGAACAGCUACCAGACAUACAAAGAGCUUCACACAGUCCUCCAGUCCUCUGGAUACUCUCACGGUGACAACCACGGACAUUUUGAGGGUGGCGUUAAACUGGGAGUAGGAGCCUUUAAUCUAAUGAUUUCCAUGUUGCCCACGCGGACGCUGAAGCUGCUGGAGUUUGUCGGUUUCUCUGGUAAUAAGGAGUUUGGUCUUCAGCAGCUUCUGGAGGGUUCUGUAGAAAGCACAUUCAGGUCAUUCCUGUGUAACAUGCUGCUGCUCUGUUAUCACACCUUCAUGAGCUUCAUACUAGGCACUGGAGAAGGAGACGUUGAAGAUGCAGAGAAACUGCUGCAGCCAUAUCUGAAAAAAUAUCCGAAGGGAUCCAUCUUCUUGUUCUUCGCUGGUCGAAUAGAGGAGAUCAAAGGCAACCUGGAUGCUGCUAUCAUGCGUUUUGAGGAGUGCUGCGAGGCUCAGCAGCAGUGGAAGCAGUUCCACCACAUGUGUUACUGGGAGCUGAUGUGGUGCUUCACGUACAAGAGGCACUGGAAGAUGGCCUACUUCUACGCCGACCUGCUCAGCAAGGAGAACACCUGGUCUAAGGCUACCUAUGCGUAUAUGAAAGCAGCCUACCUCAGCAUGCUGACUGAGGAUGACUGCCUAACCUUCGGGGAGACUGCGCUCACUCUUUUCAGGCAGGUCCCAGGGCUGAAGCAGAAAAUAGCGGGGAAAUCUUUACCAACAGAGAAGUUUGCUAUCAGGAAAGCCCGUCGCUACCUUGCAGAAAAACCCAUUCCUCUUCCUGCUCCUCCACUGGAGAUGAUGUACAUCUGGAACGGCUACACAGUCAUUGGCAAACACAAAGACCUGACUGAAGGCAUGCUGAAAACACUGGAGGAGGCACAGGCUAAUCUCGAGAGCAGCCCAAGGUCUGAGUUCACCAUAGAUGAUCAGUGUCUGAUCAGCCUCUUGAAGGGACUGUGUCUCAAACACCUGGGGCAUCAAGAGGAAGCCGAACACUACUUUACCCUCGUCCUCUGCAAUGAGACUCAGAUCAAGUACGACCACUACCUGGUUCCUAAUGCCCUGCUGGAGAACGGCCUGCUGUGUCUGGAGCAAGGCAGGACAGCCGAAGCUGUCAGACUCCUAGAAACCGCAAAGCAAAACUACAAAAACUACUCGAUGGAAUCACGAACACACUUCCGUAUUCAGGCUGCUCUGCACAAGGCCAAGGGCGCGGGCGCAGGAGUGGGCGCGGGGGAGAACGGUAUCAAUGUUCCCACCAGCCCAUAACAGACAGAGGAGAGCGCACUAGAGCAGAGACAGAUUUCUGUUUCCGCAGUCCCACAAUGCAACACUCAGCCCAACCCAGCUCCGUCCAUUCGGGUGGGUGAUUUGUUUUGUCCAUCAGGAGGGUAGGGGAAGGUGGAUGCUUGUUUUCCUCAUGCGUGCUGCCCUUUCGGGCGACUGCAGCUCUAUGUGGCUCUGACCGGCUGAGGCAGGUUUGCUACGUCCUCUUCCAGAGAUAUAUUAUGAUGAACUCCACUUCCUUGUGUGAUUUGAAAUAGAGACGAGUUGAGGAAUGUGCCUAUAUUUAUGAAACAUUGCUUUUAGCAGGCUUGUUUGUCUAGCACUGUGGCCACCCAUAAGGGGCGCACUAGGGUAGGAAACAAGGUGACAUUUGUGUAGUAUAUACUGCAGAUGGCCUCCACUACUACCCCGGAAUAAAAAUGUGCCCGGUUCAGGGUGGUGGCACAAAUACCUCCCAUAUAAAUUACUGACAGUAACUCCACCUGGCCAGCAGCUCCAUUUGACCUGGUUGCUACAAAGCUCUCCCACCUCUUUUAAUUUAAUGUAAAUUAGAGAUUAUUGAUUAAAUGACUUGUGUCGAUGGGAGAUGACACAUAGUUAUGUGUUGACACAUCACGUACAUAUCAUAUCAUGCAACUCACCACAUGGUCCAUGAGGACUAUGAGACUGUCUUAUACUGUGUCAUUUGAUACAUUUUGGUUGACAGGUUUCACCUCUAUUUAGAUAUUUGAUCAAAACCAAUACGACAUAAUUAGAUAUAAAUUAUUUAUAUGUUGGAUUCACUUUUACACUACAUAAACUUUGGUUCAGUGUGUUUCUCAGAGUGAGUUUUAUUGUUUUUAUUAUUUUACAUUUUUCCUUUAAACCUAUUGAAACAGUCUCCUUCUGAAGAAAUAAUUAAAUCUGCAAUCCUGUUGUAUUUACAGUCACAUGUAAUGGCUUUUGCACAGCGCUUUGUAAAUCAGCCAGCCAUGUAAACUCUCCAGAGUCAAAGAAUCAGAGUUGAAGUGAGAGUUGUUCUUUACAUUUAUAUACUGUAAGUGGCACCUUUUACACAAAUUGUCCUGUUUUAAGAGGACAGAUGCAUGUGUCUUUUAGAAAGGCAGACUCCCUCCUUUUCUCCUCCUGGCGCGUGGGACAGGCUCCAGCAGUACUUGAGCUCAAACAAAUAGGCCAUUCACGCCGAGCAGCGAAGGACUGUGUGCUCGUCCGCCUGUUGCAUCUAUAGUGAGUGAAGAAGCUCUGAACGGGAACCACCACAGUCUUCCGGCUUAGCGAACGUCCUCUGCUGCUCCUGUAUCAGCCAUGCUUGACUACAACCACCUAUAGAGGGACAUGAACAUCAUAACCACGCUCCUGUAUCAAAUAGUAAUCUGUAUAUGAACAAACACUUGUAAUGAUUGAUAAUAAGACAGAAAGGGGUCUAAUCGUGUCUGUGGUGAGGUUAUUUGAAGGGCUGUGUCUCAGCAACAGAUUGUCCAAAACCUAGAAACUCAGAUGGUGUCUCAAGUGUUGGAAUUAGAGCACUGCUUAUUUAUUCAUGAUUAGAGUAAGGUUUGGGAUUCAAGACGAUGAUGAGGAGUCAGUUUCCAUUUUUUUUUAAUGGUGAAGGAAACAUACUUUCAAUAUUGUUGUCUUCCAGCUCUCUGGAAUAUUUCAAUAACAAAUUAUAUUUAAUUUUCUGAUAAUGAAUUAAGCUUAUUUCUCUUCCCCCCCUCCCUUUAGUUUUGCAGAUAUAGCUGAACGAAACUCUAACCAAAUUUAGUGGCAUUGUUUACAAUCAGCAUAUUUUAUUGGGCACGGCUACUACUGAGCAGAAUGACAUUCCUGUACAUACUGAAUGUUUCUAAUGUAAUUUAAGAUGACAUGAUGAUAAGCAACUAAAAAAAAAAAAUCCCAUUUUGUGUUGUCUUUUUUUUUGUCAUUUGUGCACCACAAACAGAAGCAGAAAAUACAAUAUGUA